Molecule: messenger RNA, 285 nt
Organism: Ostertagia ostertagi
Lineage: Eukaryota; Metazoa; Nematoda; Chromadorea; Rhabditida; Trichostrongylidae
Source: the annotation of a GenBank genome assembly
AUGUUUCCCACCGGAGGUGGAAGCUCCCAAACCGUGGCCCAGGAAACCGCAGCACCACAACCUCGUCCUGGUCUUGAUUUAUUCAGAGCUUUUGCCAGUUUAACCGCCCAGAACUCACACUCUCAUCAGCCCACAAACCAAUACAUAGCUUCGUUGGGUCAGCCAUCCGUUCACGCUGCUCAAUUGGCUGCUCAGCAACAUUCACCUUCUAUUUCGUUACUGCAACAAGGAAUCAGUCGCCAGGCCGCCGCGCAUCAGGAAGCACAUGUUGAACAGUCGAAUCAG